CAGCCGGAAGGCAGAGGCUCCGGGCAAGUCUGGCCUGAGAGGCGAAGGGAUGAGGGGCCCAGCAGGACUGAGCCCUCCUCACCAGGGCUGGGCGCUGGGGGGAGGGAUUAGGGCAGGCUUCAGACUACCCAUGCUUCCAGGGGCUCUGAGUGAGAACGUGCCAGGGCAAGCUUCUCUUCUGAGGGUGGAGGGUGAGGGGAAUGCGUGGAGCCACGAUUCCAGUGGGAGGAGCAAGUUCAGGGCUUCACCAUCAGGCAGAGCAUCUAAGAGUCAAACACAGCCCCUCCCUAAUGGAGGCCUAGGUACUCAGACAAGCUCCUAAGGCCUCCCUCUUCCGCUGCUCUCCUGGGGCAGCUGCUGGGGCUGAGCGGGCUCUGUGGUUCCCAGGGAAAUUUCCCCUCAAAAAUGGCCCCCUCCUCUCCUUCAGCCUCUCACUUUGCUGUCUAGAACACAGUCUGCAGGGGAAUCUGACACUCAGCUAUGGCAAAGGCCAAGAACAGAGAGAAAAAAUAUAAACCCGUGUCCUUUAGGGCCUCCUGCCCACGAACUCGUUGGCUUCUUUCUCUCUCCCUCCUGUCCCUUAAGCACAAAAUGUCUUGAAAGUUUCUAAAAUGUAAUGCUAGUACCUAUAAAGGGACAAAACAGAAGAGGGUAACAGGGUAAGGCAAAUGGGGGCAGACUAGUGCCAGCAGUCGUGACCUCUUGCCUCUGACACAUCUCCAUUAGCUCCUUUAGGGCCCUCUUCUGAGACCCGGGGUGUCUGUCCCACCAGCAUCCCGGCGUACCUGUGUUUACAGGUGCCUACCACCAGCCCCAGCUAACUGCAGGCAGGCCUUGCAGGUAAAAGCCCUCAGCCUCUUGUGACCUGAUAGUCCCAGAGGGAGUCAGGGUUCCACCUUCCACCUUGAAACCCUGAAGGGUAUGCUUCUCAGCCUAACCAGCUCCUCCUCAGUUCUCAAAACAAGGAAAGGAAGCUCCGGAAACCAAGCCUGGCCAAAAGGUGACUGAUGGUGACCAUGGCAGGCAGCCAUGGGAGGUGGAAGCAGAUUCCAGAGGUUUCACUACAAGCAUAUUUUAAAAGAAGUCUUUAUUGGGAAUUCAAGACAACGUGGUCAUUUAUUGAAACUGGUCCUGGGGAGUACCACAGAAGAGCCUCUCAAGUGGACCUCUUGCUGCCUCAGGUAUUUGAUGUGCAGAGAAAGAUCACCUACAAGAACCUGAGCACCUGGUAUACAGAGCUUCGGGAGUUCCGGCCAGAGAUUCCAUGCAUUGUGGUGGCCAAUAAAAUCGAUGACAGGCCAGUGUCCUACCUUCUCUCUACAGCAGACAUAAAGAUGACCCAAAAAAGCUUCAAUUUUGCCAGGAAGUUCUCCCUGCCCCUGUACUUUGUCUCAGCUGCUGAUGGUACCAACGUUGUGAAGCUCUUCAAUGAUGCAAUUCGAUUAGCUGUGUCUUACAAACAGAACUCCCGGGACUUCAUGGACGAAGUUUUGCAGGAGCUUGAGAACAUCACCUUGGAGCAGAAGGAGCAGGAAAUGCCAGACAAAGAGCCGUGUGGCCGCAUCGAGAGCCCAUCUCCCUCUUGAGUCACAGAAGGCGGCCUCUCUCCAUGGCCAACUUGGCGGGGAGGGGGAGUUCAGAAUACCCCUCCCUUUGGCAGUUCUUCAGCUCUCAGUUGAGACACUCUACCAGGCCAUCCCCUGCUAUACCUCCUACAAACCCAACCAUCCCAUUUGCUCCCCCACUUCCAUGGCCACAAGACCCGACCCUUCCACAGUUGUUUCCUCUGCCGUAGUCAGGGACAGGGAUGGGGUCAACACCAGCAGGCACCAUCAGCAGGUGUAAGAGGCACUUACACCUGAGCGUUCACACCAGAGGCAGAACAGGGGUGGACCCUACAGGUCAUAUGGGACAGUGAAGAGAAUCAGCGUUCCGUGUGUCUCUUAAAUGAAAGGAAACGUAGGGGGUAUUUUUCCCCUCCCAGGACUGACCUCAGGGCCUAUUCAUUGCAUUUCCACCAAGAGAAUGAUUUCUAAUUCCUGACUAUGCUUUUUCUUCUUUAGUCUCCCAACUAAACCAACCAUUUUCAGAAGAUGGUUUUGAGCAGAGAGCUGUUUAUAAGUUUUUCCAGAGCUCUUCUAGGUACAACCAGUACAUAGAUGAACAGCAAGGCCAAGAUCACAGGCCCAAGUUUGCUGUCAGCAUCAAAUGAAAGCAGGUGACUGGUCUGGCCAUACUGAGCAAUACAUACAUGUCAUUGUUUUAACCAUCAAGGGUCAAUACAGCCAACCCACAAGGCACACCCAUUUGCAUUGUAAGAAACUGACUUUAGGAAAGCUUCCUUUAAAACCCGUGUUUCAACACAGGAGGCUUUCCUUCAUUUUUUUGAGGACCACUGUGGACAUUGUACCUUCUUGGAUGGCGAGGGCUGCUGAGAGCCGUCAUGCUGGCUUUUCCAUUUAUCUCCAGGAUAUGUGGUUCACUAGGAUGUUCUUACGAUCACCUUGUACAUCAUUUCCAUUUAAAAAAAAUUUUUUUUUUUUAUAUUUUGUUUACAGUAAAGGUUGAAUUACAUAAACAUUGAGUAGAUGUGCAUGCUUUGUGGGGACGGAUUUCUCUGAGCAAAAAGUCACAAAAGAAUGAGUGGCUCAUCAGCCACGUUGAUGAGGGAAGACUGCCGUGAUCUGCCGCGCGAGGGUGACCAGGCUAACUCUGGGUUUAUUGUCACAGAGACCAUUUCAGUGGAAUUUAGUGUUUUGGAAAUAAUGGGUAUUUGUUUGGGAGUCAAGAGCAAACAUUUUUACCCUUUUAAUUACUGAUGCUUACAAUUUCAACUGAAGAGAUUUAACCUGACCAGGAAAUUUCAGGAAUGCGUUACCCUGGCGAGAUGGGCUUUUAAAAGCAGCAGCAGCAACAACAACAACAACAACAACAAAACCUUUAGUUAUAAAUGAUUAAUAAGUGUUUUUUAAAUAUAAUGGCUGCAUUGAGAUAUAAUUCAAAUACUAUAAAAUUCACCAUCACUAUUGGUUUUACAUAACCAUUUUGCAUCAAGUUUCCUAUAAGCAAAGCCUGAGAAGGCAACUCUUGUUCAGAUGACUUACUGCGGCAGUUCUCUGCCUCUGCUGGGGACCGGCUUCAGUCUCCCCCUCCCUAGGGAAGCUCUGGAGGACAAACUGCCCCACGGGGUUGGUCCCACUUUGAGACCGGGGGGCUUUUCAUGCCAGUUAGCCAGGCGUGUGAGGAGGAGGGGGUGGAAGGAAUGACUCAUAGUGUCCAGGGCAAAGUGGCUCCUGUUUCAGCGAGGGCCGUUCUCCGGGAAGAGGGCAGCUGUGAGUUUCAACACUCAGAGCAGGUAGGGGAUAGGUGUGCAGGCAAGGUGCCCGCCACAUCCAUGGCCACCUGCCCUUACAUUGCUCAGAUCCACCUGCUGCUUAAAGAUCAUUUCAUCCUGACAUACAGGAGCAACACCCCUGAGUCUUUCUUUAAGAAUUUGUUGAGGCGAAACUUACAUAACAUAAAAUUAACCACUUCAAAGUACACAAGGCAGUGCCAUUUAGUACAGUUACAUUGUUGUGCAACUAUCACCUCUAUCUCAUUCUAAAACAUUUCUGUCACUCUGAAGUAAAACCCCUUACUCAUGAAGUCAUUUCUCUCCAGUAUGCCCCCUCAGCCUCCUGUAAAUACUGAUCCAUGCUCUCUCUGUCUCUACGGAUUUAUCUAUUCUGGAUAUUUCAUAUACAUGGAA
This is a messenger RNA of Hippopotamus amphibius kiboko, 3748 nucleotides long. RefSeq names its product RAB, member of RAS oncogene family like 2B (gene RABL2B). Gene Ontology annotation, molecular function: GTPase activity; GTP binding. Lineage: Eukaryota; Metazoa; Chordata; Mammalia; Artiodactyla; Hippopotamidae. The record is from RefSeq and is a predicted model, not a curated record. The coding region runs from base 1008 to 1586 and encodes 192 amino acids. The transcript is spliced from 5 exons. Gene Ontology annotation, cellular component: endosome; Golgi apparatus.